Molossus molossus (Pallas's mastiff bat) is the source of this 438-nucleotide messenger RNA. Its product is annotated as ubiquitin-conjugating enzyme E2 D2B-like. Gene Ontology annotation, cellular component: nucleus. NCBI's taxonomy places the organism in Eukaryota, Metazoa, Chordata, Mammalia, Chiroptera, Molossidae. The transcript has a single exon. Gene Ontology annotation, biological process: protein polyubiquitination. The record is from RefSeq and is a predicted model, not a curated record. The coding region runs from base 82 to 438 and encodes 118 amino acids. Gene Ontology annotation, molecular function: ubiquitin conjugating enzyme activity.
GUGAGGCGCCUGUGGAAGGAGUACCUCGACAUUUCUAAAGACCCCCCCGAGCUGUGCUCCGCGGGGCCCGUGGAGUUCAACAUGCUCACGUGGAAGGCCGCGGUCAUAGGGCCCCAGGGCAGCCCCUACGAGGGGGGGGUCUUCUUCCUAGAUAUUGUGUUCCCACGUUUUUACCCCUUCCAACCACCCAAGGUCCAAUUCUGCACCCGCAUUUACCAUCCCAACGUCACUAAAGCUGGGCGCGUUGGUCUGGACAUCCUGACCUCCGAGUGGUCGCCCGUACACACCAUCUCCAAAGUACUGCUGUGCAUCAGCUCCAUGUUAAGUGAUCCGAGCCCUCACCAUAUCCUGAUUCCCGAGAUCGCGACCGUGUACACAAUAGACAGGCCGAAGUAUGCAUUACUGGCUCGAGCAUGGACGAAGAAAUAUGCUAUGUGA